Alternaria burnsii is the source of this 393-nucleotide messenger RNA. RefSeq lists its product as uncharacterized. The record is from RefSeq and is a predicted model, not a curated record. Bases 1 to 393 code for a protein of 130 amino acids. The transcript has a single exon. Lineage: Eukaryota; Fungi; Ascomycota; Dothideomycetes; Pleosporales; Pleosporaceae.
AUGCAGCGCACAGGUGUCACGGCCGUUGUACCGGAGGAUAAGAGCCACAAGUUUGACAACGGGGUUAUGAGGCUAGAUAUCCCGCAUCCUAAUAGUCAGUCUACGGUCCGCUUUGAUAGUCAGCAGGAUCUUAGCAACGAGGUCAGCAAGGAGGUGGUUUUUCUGGCGCUUCAUGAGGGCCCGCAAAGCGCUUUUUGCAUUGGCAUAUUCCCCAGUAAGACUUUGGCGUGGGGUGCUUGUCUUAAGGACAAAGCGUGGCUUGAGUGGUCGGAUCCGUUGACUGAGGAAGAGAGGAGUGUUGAAGAGAAUGACAUGCCGCGAGUCUCGGCAAGACUUGUAGGGAGUGGACGGCAUGCGUGGUUCGUGAGGGCUUUUGAGGUUGAUGGGAGUUGA